AUAAAAAAUUAUAGAGGGAGCACUAUAUCUGGACCUGCUAUUAUCCUCCAAAAGUGCCUCAAUCCAUACAAAACGACGAAUAACAAAAUUGAAUUCGAUAUCAACAAUGGCAAAUGCAGAUAGCUUGCCAGAGCCCGUCAUGAAGGUGGCAGCCAUUUCCGGAUCUCUCAGAAAAUCUUCUUUUAAUCGGGGUUUACUCCGUUCUGCUGUUGAGAUUGCGAAGGAAAUCAUACCACAUAUGGAGAUUGAGAUCUUAGAAAUUGGGCAUCUUCCAUUUGUAAAUACCGACCUGGAAGUAGACAACAGCUUCCCUCCAUCAGUGGAGGAGCUCAGGGCCAAGGUCCUGCAGGCUGACUGCAUACUCUUUGCGUCUCCAGAGUAUAAUUAUUCUGUAACUGGUCCUUUGAAGAAUGCCAUUGACUGGGCAUCCAGACCUCCCAAUGUUUGGGCCGACAAGCCUGCGGCUAUAAUGAGUGCUGGGGGAGGAUUUGGCGGUGGACUAGCUCAAUACCAUUUGAGGCAAAUUGGGGUUUUCCUCAAUUUACAUUUUAUCAACAAACCUGAGCUUCGUGUCAGAGCAUUUGAACUUCCUGCAAAAUUUGAUGGUGAUGGAAAUCUUGUUGAUGAUAAAGUAAAGGAACAGGUGAAAGAACUUCUGCUAUCGUUGUCUGCAUUUACUCGCAGAAUUCAAAACAGAGUAGUGCUAAGUUAACAGGGCGACAAAGCGAGGCAGGUGGAAAAAUCUUCCCCCUAGGGAUAUUUAAUGCAUUUAAGGUCUAAAUUUGAAAAUAAGACAUAUUUGUUAUGAAUAAAAUUAUAUAUAAACUGAGUAUAUUUAUAAAAACAAUUUUAUAUGACUACGACAGUA
Cryptomeria japonica (Japanese cedar) is the source of this 868-nucleotide messenger RNA. Its product is annotated as NADPH:quinone oxidoreductase. Lineage: Eukaryota; Viridiplantae; Streptophyta; Pinopsida; Cupressales; Cupressaceae. Gene Ontology annotation, molecular function: oxidoreductase activity; FMN binding. The transcript has 3 exons. Bases 107 to 712 code for a protein of 201 amino acids. The record is from RefSeq and is a predicted model, not a curated record. Gene Ontology annotation, cellular component: cytosol.